Angiostrongylus costaricensis is the source of this 1797-nucleotide messenger RNA. The record is from the annotation of a GenBank genome assembly. NCBI's taxonomy places the organism in Eukaryota, Metazoa, Nematoda, Chromadorea, Rhabditida, Metastrongylidae.
AUGCAGUUCCUGGUGGUGGUUGCAGCCUGUGUAGUCGCAUCUACAUCUAUUGAAAUUCGACCGAGUCGGAAUUAUCUUGAAAACAACAAGAUUCCUCCAUUAGAGCAGUCGAAGAAUCCUCAUGGUACGUCAAAAUUCCCGUACACAUAUGCCUCGAUUUGUUUGAAUGGGACUAAGGGCGAGUCGCUAAACAUCGUCUACGCUAAACAAUGUAAGAACAAAGAAGCGCAGGUGGCUCUUGGUCGUUACAGUAACCAGGUGAAUACGACGGGAUGGGGAAUUCUGGAGAUCGAGACCUUCUCAGGUCACCCGUACGAUUUGCAGGCGUAUGCUGCUGGAGUCGCUGAAGGUGAAUUUUUUAAAGGAGUGCUGACACAUCAGCAGAUCCAUUACCACUACAUGAACACGGUACAGAACUUAUGUAAGAAUCAUACACAAUACUGCACUCGUCUUUACAAAUAUUUGACAAAAAAUUUGGACUGGAUGCGCUCAAAAGUUAUUGAGGAACCUCCAUCCGACCUCUACUGGAGACACGUAAAUCUCACGUUUGCGCAGUUAACGGGCAUCUACGACGCGUACAUGAAGCGCAAUCUCGUACCUGGAAUCGGUUUCGAUUUAUCGCCGAUUCUGACAAUUCAGCUUUCCGGAGAGUUGUUCGAUUUGAAUAAGCUUUUCAACAAAACGCCUGAUCCACAAGAGUAUCCAGAGGCUGGACGAUGUUCAGGUCUGGUGAAGGUCGCCCCGGGAAACAAGGACUUGUUCUUCGCUCAUGUUGCGAUGUCCAGUCUUAGUUGGAUGAUGAGAGUAUUGAAACUAUAUAAGUUCGCAUACGACGCAAAGGAGGUUCCUGGUCGCAUGGUUUCGUUUUCUGGUUAUCCUGGACAACUGUCAUCCGCCGACGAUUACACCUUAACCAGUGCAGGACUAGUAGGGCUUUCAGACUUUCAUUGCAAAGACAGUGAUUAUUAUUGUGAUGAAAAGGGUUCAAUAGAGACGACGAUUUCAAUUUUCAAUAAGGCACUCUAUUCUGACACUUACAUUAAGCCAGAGGGACAGGUGCAUUGUUGGAUUCGAUCGACUAUUUCGAACUACCUAACAAGAACUGCCGAGGAAUGGGCAAAGCUGUUCUCGCGUUAUAAUUCUGGCACCUACAACAAUCAGUGGACGAUUGUCGACUACAAGAAGUUCAAGCCUGGCCAGGAACUUCCGGAUAAAGACAUUGGAUCGAUUCAAGCACAAGAUGUGACGUGGUACCUCAAAAGAUUCUCCUACUGGCCUUCAUACAACGUGCCCUUCAUCACCGAGAUCAGUAUCAUUUCCGGUUUCAGUGAGAAGGCAAGGGAUUUUGACUGGUACAAGUGGGGAGCCUCUCCGCGAGCGAGGAUCUUCGACAGGGACCAUCAUAAAGUGCACGAUAUGGACACACUAACAAAACUCAUGAGAUACAACGACUACACUCAUGACGAAUUCGCUCGUUGUAAAUGUUCUCCAUUUCCAUACACUGCUGAAGGAGGCAUAUCAGCGCGAGGUGAUUUGAAUGUACCAAACGGAACGUACGAGGUCGAAAGCAUGGGUUUCCGUGAUCAUGCCGGUCUUGACUUCAAGGGUACCAAUUAUGAAAUGUUCUCGAAGUUGCGAUUCCGAGCAUGGGGUGGACCACCGUACGAUCCGCUCCCACCUUUCGAUUGGUCAACUACUAAAGUUGUGGCGAAUCACUUUGGUCAGCCGCAACUUUGGAACUUCACUUACGUUGAUCUGGAAUGGGAGGCGGAGACCAAUGUUCUCGGCUUUGGAUGA